AUGAUCCGAUCUGAAUUUUUGAACCAACAACGGCGUUCAGACCAGUUAGUACUAAGGAUCAAAGCUUCAAGGCUUAAAAGGAAAGUCAAGCUACUGAGGUACCAUACUCAUAUUGAAUCACAGUAUAACAUGCAUAGAGCUUCUAGCGCCAGUUUCAAGGGUAAACUGGUAGACUUGAUACCCAAGAAAAAACCUCACACAAAACACACACUAUCAAGUGAAAGCAAAAUCUAUAACCUCAAACCAGCAGAUGUCUUACAUCCCUUCAUUAACGUCUCGCAAUUUGAUAUUUCUUUGCUUUGCAUGACUGAAAGAUGUCCUCAGCUUUUUGAUGGGAAGGAAGCCGUACCUGCUAUUAUGCAAUCAGAAACUAGUGAUGCGAAGGAAUUGAAGAACAUGAAGUUCAAAUUCCACACUGUUUACGGCAUAUAUCACUGGAUUAAGGAAUUUACGAGUAAUAGAGAAUUAUCCCUGCAACCACUGGAGUUUAUUAAUGAAAUUGCUCCUCCACUACCUACCGUGAAACUCAAUUUACAAGCAUUAGAGCACGGUUGGGAAGAAAUGACCCUAGAACACCUUUUCAUGAACAUUAAUGAUAGCCCUGAAAAUAUAAUACUGUGGAUUUUACAGAACCGCCCUGACCGCUAUAAUGUUGUUAUGAGCGGAAUGUUGCCGUUGAUAGGCACUUAUUUGGACCAUCUGGAGAUUAUAGAACUCGUUAUUCAACAACUGCUUAAGAUAUCCCAAGAGCAGAGCGAUUUCAAUGAAGAGGAAAAUCGACUGUUUGAAAAGCUGCUGAAAGCUGUUGAAGACCGUUUUGGAGGCGGUUACUCUUCAGUCUUCAACAUACAUACGGUCAUCCAGCUUUUGAAAUUUCAUCUUAAAAAUGGAAAUCUUAACCAAUGCAAAACCUACAUGUCUGAGAUAAUUGGUAUGGGGUUUUGUCCAAGUUCCCACAUUGUUAACCAGUAUCUGUCCUUGAUAGAUGAACAGAUUACCGAAGAAUCGCAUUCUGAUCCAAACUCUCGCAGGGUCGUCAAGUUUGCAUAUAUUGCAGACUUCUCAAUGGUGUUAGAAAAAACCUUAACAGCCGAGAAUUUGUCAAUAUUAAUCGAUUAUUGCAUUCAUCCAACGGAAGUCUUCGACCUGCUCACAAUAUUCGAACGCACAGGAAACCAUCGUCUAUUGUCUGAACAAUGUGGCGUGAAACUUAUUGGUACAUUAUCCCAACUUACAGACUCUUACAUCACUAACUGCUGUAAUUUAUCCACUUUACUUCAUAAAAUGAAGGCUUAUUACGAAGGACCAAUACCAGCACUGUUGGUUGAAACAUUUAUAUCUGCUUAUUUGGAAAAUUACAACUAUUCCAUGGCAGCUACAUUAUACAGAACAUACGAUUUUGUUAAUAAGAUCCCGGACAGAAAACUUAAAAAGUCAGAAAGUUCCCUACCAGGGUUUACUGAGACGGAUAGAAAAAAGUUUAUGGAAUUGUGUAGCAUCACAACUCCAGUUUAG
Molecule: messenger RNA, 1515 nt
Organism: Eremothecium sinecaudum
Lineage: Eukaryota; Fungi; Ascomycota; Saccharomycetes; Saccharomycetales; Saccharomycetaceae
Gene: AEP1
Product: Aep1p
Exons: 1
Coding region: 1-1515 (504 amino acids)
Biological process (GO): regulation of translation
Molecular function (GO): translation regulator activity
Source: RefSeq, a predicted model, not a curated record